Molecule: messenger RNA, 6731 nt
Organism: Oncorhynchus keta (chum salmon)
Lineage: Eukaryota; Metazoa; Chordata; Actinopteri; Salmoniformes; Salmonidae
Product: ephrin-B2a-like
Exons: 8
Coding region: 1080-1970 (296 amino acids)
Biological process (GO): ephrin receptor signaling pathway; blood vessel morphogenesis; axon guidance
Cellular component (GO): plasma membrane
Molecular function (GO): ephrin receptor binding
Source: RefSeq, a predicted model, not a curated record
GUGCGCUCUUCUCUCGUCAGAGAACCUUCAGACGUUCCAGAUCUGACCGCGUUGACUUUAUUGCUGUGGCAUUUAAUCGUCGGAAUUCAUGAGAGGAUUUCAGUUUUUGCUGUUGAGCUUGGAUCCUACGGAACAGUUGCUAUGCCGCAUGCGUAUAUAGCGGUCUGACUUGCCUGUAGGCUUUUGUGGCUGUGUACUGGUGGUAGCAACAAGCGUUGGCAUUUAGCAGGAAGAUCGAUGAUUGGCAGGAAUCGUUGUCAAUGAAACGUCUGUAAAUAUCUACCAAAUGCGUAUUUCUAUGUAUUUUAGACCCGCAAUUUACGGUACAUCAUUUGAAAUCAUUACAUCAGCCUGGAGCGAGUGAGAUGAAGAUAUGGAGAUAAAACGGAAGGACACUCAUUAGAUUAUGGUUUGGCUGAAGGUGGGGGAGGCGAGGAUUUGAGUGGGUCUGCAGCACGGUUGCGAGACGAUUGACGCGGAUACAACAAGUCGCAAUGACGCCUGCAUUGCAUUAAGCAGUUGGUCACACACUCGAAGUGCAGUGUGACUUUAUUUAAGCAAACUUUUAACCUCCGUCGUGACACAUUGUUGUCGAAUUGAGUGUAAAAACAACACCAAUAAAAAAACAUUGUUCAUUUCGGACAUCAUCAAAUAAUCAGCCAAUUAAUGAAUUGGUGGCCUAUACCAAAUCAAAGUUUACUUGUCACGUGCGCAGAAUACAACAGGUGUAGUAGACCUUACCUAGCCUAUGUGCCUUUCAAAGUCUAUCUUCUAAUCUAUCUUAACUUUUUGUUGUAGGCCUAGUCCUCCAAAAAAUAUAGUAAUAUGCUUGUAGAAAUAACCUAUAUUUUAUAUAUUUUAAACGGAACAUUCUUCAUUUAUAGCAGUAAAUGCAUGCCUUUAAAAAUCGCUGUGUGUCAUUCAGCGUGGUAUGUUACUCUUCCUAUUGAAAAUAAAGUGUUCACCCUCGAAGCAAGCAUAGGCGUUAAACUAGGGGCCCACAAAGACAGCGGGCAUUCCACGGAAUUAGCUUGUGUGCACAUUCUUUACGUUCUGUCUGGGUGACGAGUUCAAAGCUGAUGAUCAGAUUCGUGCCAGGACAGGGCUUGGUGUUGUACCCUCAGAUAGGGGAUAAGUUGGACAUUGUCUGCCCACGUGUGGACGGAGUAGCUGAUGGGGUGGAGUAUUACAAGAUCCACAUGGUUCCCAGGGAGCAGCUGGAGAGCUGCACCAUCACCAAGGCUGACACGCCACUGCUCAACUGUGUGAAGCCUGACCAGGACGUCAAGUUCACCCUGAAGUUUCAGGAGUUCAGCCCCAACCUGUGGGGCCUGGAGUUCUUCAGAGGACAAGACUACUACAUCAUCUCAACCUCUAAUGGCACCAUGGAGGGGCUUGAGAACCAGGAAGGAGGAGUUUGCAAGAUGAAAUCCAUGAAGAUAGUCAUGAAAGUGGGACAAAGUGCCUCUGAUCCUGUCUCACCCAAAGACUACCCCACCAGAUACCCUCCCAAGCAGCCCGACACAGUGGGAAAGGACUCCUACAAACCAAACGAAGUGCUGGAGAAGACAGAUUCGUCGUACAGGGAGGGCGAGGGCGACCAGGGGCCGGGUGGCAAAUCCUCCAGCAUCAUCGGCUCCGAGGUGGCCCUGUUCGCAUGCAUCGCCUCGGGCAGCGUCAUCUUCAUCGUCAUCAUCAUCAUGCUGGUCCUGCUGCUGCUCAAGUACCGGCGACGGCACCGCAAGCACUCUCCGCAGCACGGCACCACGCUGUCCCUCAGCACGCUGGCCACGCCCAAACGGGGCAACAACAACGGCUCGGAGCCCAGCGACAUCAUCAUCCCUCUCAGGACUUCAGACAGCGUCUUCUGCCCGCACUACGAGAAAGUGAGCGGGGACUACGGUCACCCGGUCUACAUCGUUCAGGAGAUGCCCCCCCAGAGCCCUGCUAACAUCUACUACAAGGUCUAAACCUGACCUCCGACCCCCCCAGGGCUCGUUUUUAGAUUGGACCCUCCUUUCUCAUCUCUCUGUUAUUGUUCUUGUUGUUUUUACAGAAACGUUACUAUUGUGGUUAAUAUUCCUUGUUUUUUUGGGGGGAUUCGUUCGAGAACGUGAAAGAGAAAAGCUGCUCUGCUGCGGAUUUUUUUUUUUUGGGGGGGGGGGAUACCUCCUGUCCGCUUCUCUUCUCUCCCAGCAGCUUGUGUGUUUGUGUGUGUGGACGGACGGACGUACGGACGUACGGACGUACGGAAGGACAGAUGGAUGGUUGGAGAGACAGAAAGAUGACCCCCCCCCUGCCCCCUACACGUGUUUGUUUUGGGUACACAGAAGGAACAGAGGAGUUUGACCCAAACCUCCCUGGAUAUCCUGCUCUGCGAUUCUCCCCAAAAGAGACUACUGCUGGGAAAAGAGAGGGGAAGAGACAAUGGAGGGAGAAAGAGAGGGAUGGCAGAGAGAGGGAUGGCAGAGAGAGGGAUGGCAGAGAGAGGGAUGGCAGAGAGAGGAAAAGGAGAGAAGGGGCGGACCUUGAACUCAUGUCAGUAAUGGCAGUUAGCCAUGAGACACUUUGUGGAAAUAUCCACUCUGGGGACAAUCCCGAAUGUCACACGGACACCAACCUAUCACCCACACAACUACCCACUCACUCACCCUAUCACCCACACACCCACACACUCACCCACUGUCAGUCAUUGUGAACUGUUCAGACCCUCGUGCUCGUUAAGACCCAUAAUUCCCUCAUCGUUUGUCCGACCACACCUUUUACUUUCUUGCAUCAUCAAUCAUUACCGUGGUUACUUGAAAAAAGGUUUUGGAGAAGAAGAAAACACGAUUCCUUUUUAUAGCUUCAUUAUUGUAGCUUCAUUCCUGGUAUUGUUCAGCUUGCAGAUUAUUUAUUUCUUUGGUAACGUGGUUUUGUCGCAGCUCAUGCCGUGCUGGUGUACGUGACUUUCAAAUACACACAGACACAUGUGAAAAACACACGCACGCACGCGCACACACACACACGCACACACGCGCACACACGCACACGCGCACACACGCACACACACACACGCUGCAGCCCAGCACUGAGGGAGCAGAAAGCAGGACUUGGAGAGGGCUGGACCAUGUGAAGGUGUUUUAUUUGUGUUCCGUCGCAUCGGGGGACAUGCUGCUCUUUCUACUCCCUCUGAGUGGUCAGGGCUCACCAGGUGGCUUCUGGGAAUGGUGGAGGACCUAAAUGAAUCAUAGAGCAGCACUUUUAACCUCUGCCCCCCCCCCCGUCCCUGUCCCUGUCCCUGUCCCUCUACCCAGUCAAGCAGUCAGAUCACAGAGAGAGAGAGAGAGGUGCUGGCAGAAGGGGUGAAAGAGAGAGACGAUAGAAGCUGUAUCCCUUUCAGUAUGGUUGUAAUAGUAGCAAGGACUGACUUUCCAUAGAUUGGUCUCUACAACACCGAGAAGUGUUGGUGAACCGGAAAUACAGGCAAUAAGAAAUCCCACCAUGCCUUGCUGCUGCAGUUUCAGCUACACGGAGGAAAGGUAAAGAUAAGAGAAGCCCAGGUCAAAGUGGAGUUUAACCCAGCCACUGUCUGAAACAGAGAGGUCUAAGUGGAGUUUAACCCAGCCACUGUCUGAAACAGAGAGGUCUAAGUGGAGUUUAACCCAGCCACUGUCUGAAACAGAGAGGUCUAAGUGGAGUUUAACCCAGCCACUGUCUGAAACAGAGAGGUCUAAGUGGAGUUUAACCCAGCCACUGUCUGAAACAGAGAGGUCUAAGUGGAGUUUAACCCAGCCACUGUCUGAAACAGAGAGGUCUAAGUGGAGUUUAACCCAGCCACUGUCUGAAACAGAGAGGUCUAAGUGGAGUUUAACCCAGCCACUGUCUGAAACAGAGAGGUCUAAGUGGAGUUUAACCCAGCCACUGUCUGAAACAGAGAGGUCUAAGUGGAGUUUAACCCAGCCACUGUCUGAAACAGAGAGGUCUAAGUGGAGUUUAACCCAGCCACUGUCUGAAACAGAGAGGUCUAAGUGGAGUUUAACCCAGCCACUGUCUGAAACAGAGAGGUCUAAGUGGAGUUUAACCCAGCCACUGUCUGAAACAGAGAGGUCUAAGUGGAGUUUAACCCAGCCACUGUCUGAAACAGAGAGGUCUAAGUGGAGUUUAACCCAGCCACUGUCUGAAACAGAGAGGUCUAAGUGGAGUUUAACCCAGCCACUGUCUGAAACAGAGAGGUCUAAGUGGAGUUUAACCCAGCCACUGUCUGAAACAGAGAGGUCUAAGUGGAGUUUAACCCAGCCACUGUCUGAAACAGAGAGGUCUAAGUGGAGUUUAACCCAGCCACUGUCUGAAACAGAGAGGUCUAAGUGGAGUUUAACCCAGCCACUGUCUGAAACAGAGAGGUCUAAGUGGAGUUUAACCCAGCCACUGUCUGAAACAGAGAGGUCUAAGUGGAGUUUAACCCAGCCACUGUCUGAAACAGCUCUAGGUUCUGUAGUGUCUGUUUCCAGGGGCAACAAGAACCGUUGCCCUCCUACACAACUUUAAAAAGCACAGGGACAUCAAAGCUCAUUGUCACUUUUUCUCAAACAUCAUCUUUAGCAUUUCCUUGUUGUUUUAUUUGUUUUUCACUAUUAUUAUUAUUAUUAUUAUUUUAGUUAGAAAAAUAGAUGUACAUUUAAAGGAGGUCAUUUUGAAAACAGAAAGAGUAAGAAAUAAACCAUCUGAAAAAAAAACAUAAUUUAUUCAUCAUAGACCCAUUAGAGAUGUUGUCAGACAGACACUGAUGUCGUCUUUAGUCUGGUAUAAAAGUACACAUUAUGCAAGCUAGAGUUUUAAUGAUCUAAUUCCCCCACAAUGUCCCAUCUUUUCAUUAACCGCCACCCAGAGACACAGGACUAGAGCCUGGGAAGGGGAUAGGGAGGGCAGCCUGGACAUAUGCACCGAGGGGAGAGGAGGUUGUUGGACCCAAAAUAGCAUAACCACCAGGCAGACCAGCAGUGUAUCCCACAGUCCUUCACUGUAGCAUCUCCCAAAGGACCAUGGGAAAUUCUCAUGAGUACCCUGUGCCCCUCUUUCCCCAUGCUACCGUGUGUGUGUGUGUGUGUGUGUGUGUGUGUGUGUGUGUGUGUGUGUGUGUGUGUGUGUGUGUGUGUGUGUGUGUGCCUCCUGUUGAGCAAGGCCAGUGAAAGACAGCCAUUUUGUUCUCUUUAUUCACACGCAUUUGAAAACAUUGACUUAAGAAAAUGAGAACAGGAUUGUGACUUAUACCACGCCCAAAUCAUGUAUCUGUUCACAACCAACAUUCUCAUUAGUUCAUUAAGAACAUCAAAUUUCACCAAGCCUUGUAUGAUCUGGGGUUUGUGCCUCUAAGAGGCUACAAAAUCUGCAAAUAUGCAAUUUCUAUUUAUUUUUUUAAGAAUUGAGAGAAAUCUACACCUAUGGAAAGUGUUCUUAAACCACUGAGAGAUGUAACAACACACAGGACAACAACAAAACGAGUAAAGUACAUCACACGAGCCUGCUGUUAAGAGUUUUUGAUUUCUAGUAUUAUUUUAACAUUUAUUUUAGUUCCAAGGUGAACUGUGAAGAAAAAAAAAAAAAAACGUUUUGAAAAUGAAAUGCACCCGGACAGUUAUUUAAGAAAACAGAGAGAGAGAGAGAGAAAACACACACACCAGGAAUCACAAAACAAGUUGAUGUUUAGUUGCUGUCUUGACUGCGACAGAAUAUGACAAUCGUUUUAGUUUUCUUUGAAUCUGACGUCCUUAUCCUAGCUAACGUACAACUGACAUUCUUCUGAAAACGGCUAGGGUCGAUUUUUAUGUCUCUGUUGUGUCACUGAAAUGUUGCAGCCACGUUGAGAGAAUGUUAGCAAGCUGGCUAGGAGAAGUACUUCAGGCUAACUGUAAAAUGCCUUGCUCGUAUUGGUCAGCCCUUGGUCACCUGACUCAGUAAUUUUGCACCGUUCUGUAGGUGAGAAACUGUAAAUACAUGAAUGUUUGUAUUGUUUAUGAAUCCUGGGAUGUUACGAUAGCCUUAUUCACCUUUUUAGGAAAGUAAAUGGACAUGAAUAAAGAGCAAAUGGGACACUCUUCUGUAAAACAGAGCAUACGUUUGUUGGUAAAUAGCUUGUGUAUAUAUUGACAAGAUCAAUAAAACAAUGUUUUUAUCAACUCUUAAAGUAAGAUGUUUGUAUACAAUUCGAUUUUUUUUUGCUGAUUUUUUUGUUUGUUUGUUGCUAUGUAUUUUAGCUAGCGCUCGUUGGAAAGCCUGUUGUCCUCCUCCCACUCCCUCCCCCUUUUGCACUGUUUCCAUGGCAAUUUGGAAACAAUCGAGAGAACAAGUUGCCAAACCGACUGCUGCAUAUUCCUGUGUACCAUAAAUAUUUAUUGAAUUCAUUUUUGUUGUUGUUCUGUUUUUUAUUUUUAAUUUUUAAAAUUUGAUUUCUGUUCAGUAAGUGACACAGUAUUACGAUUGCGUUGUUCAUUUGUCUCCCUGUCCUGGUUUCGUUAGUCUGUCCUGGUUUCGUUAGUCUGUCCUGGUUUCGUUAGUCUGUCCUGGUUUCGUUAGUCUGUCCUGGUUUCCAGGUGGCUGUAUCAGUAACCCCCCCCCCCCCUUGCAGUUUGAGAUGACCAGGCCGUUGAAAUGGUUAAACAUUCAAAAACAAAAAUUAACUAAAGUGACACACACAUUCCACCAGUCUGUUAAAGAACUGAAAAUGUUUUUCAAUAAAAUGUUUUUCCUAUGGA